Pogona vitticeps (central bearded dragon) is the source of this 326-nucleotide messenger RNA. The record is from RefSeq and is a predicted model, not a curated record. Lineage: Eukaryota; Metazoa; Chordata; Lepidosauria; Squamata; Agamidae.
UAAGAAAGGCGAUAUGGAGACUGUUGAUGCACGUGGGAUCCUAUUCUUUGAGCUCUUGUCCAAACUGGUGGAGACUUCUGUGCUGCCACGGAAAACCACAGUGAAUAUCGUCAGCUACUACCGGCAAAAGUUCCUAGAGUCUACAGGCAGGAAAGCUUUGCGUGCUGAUAGUAUCGAUGAAGAAAAAGAAACGGGACGUGGUGGCAAGAAAAGGCACGUGCCCAAAGCACGCUCCACUCCCUUGUCUUCCUUCGCUGGCGCUGCCCGCAUUUGCAUCAUGAAUGAUAAAGAGCUGGAAGAUUAUGUAGAACAUCUCCGCUUCCGAG